CUGGCCAUAACAUAUUCAUCACAAACACUAAAAUUUAAGCAAAGUCUAAUUAAAAAUAUUAAUCUGAUUUUCAGUUUGAAAUAGAUUUUUAUAACAAAAAAAAAAAAACAGAAGACGUACUGCUAAAUAACAAAGAUACUUCGUCGACAUAUUUGAGAUCGCUUAUAGCUUAUAUUUUUAUUUACUUCAGAAUGUGAAAAUAUUACUCAUUUUGGCGGAUCAUAUAUUCAUGAAAAUUCUAUUGAAGCCGGGCAGUUAAUAUUAGCAAUCUCAAAAAAACGUCGAAUAUAUAUUUGCGUGAGUUCAAUAAAUUUUUCAUAAUAUUAUUUUUCAUGAUUCACAACCUUUUUUUUUUAAUGUUUAUAUAGUACGCUUUUUGAGAUGAACAAAAUUCAAUGCUUUUUUCGUUUAAUAACGCGAUGAAUUUAAUGAACAAAAGUGAAAUUUUUAAUGUCAAGAUGAUGAAACACUAUUUCCCCCCACGAGUAUGUAAAAUAUCACAUGAAAUACUUUGUUACCAAAGCAACCUCACCACUUCGCAUAACUACAUCCGCGGCCGCGCAAGCGCAACGUCGUGCGUGAUGUGACGUAAUUGUCCAUUCAUAAUUCUUCAUUAAUGAAUUGAUCAUUCAAAAUAUUGUUUGUACCGUGUACAUCACUCAAUACAUUGUACUAAUAUAUAAUAAAAUAAAUAAAAUAGUGUUACUUAUAGUUUUAUACUUGUAUUACAGUGGAAAAAUGUAGGUGUGGACCAUUCUAAAGUGCAUUCAUUCAUUGAUAAAGUGCAGGAAUGAGCACAUGCGCACUGCUGUCGUGAAUCAUAUUGGUGUAGUUAUUCUUGUCAAAUAAUAAUAAAGUGGCUUCAAGCGAAUUGAGUGUCUUUUGAAGUGUUCGAAUAUAGUUAGUCGGAAUUCAAAAACAGGCUGAAGUAGAACAUUACGACACUCCGGAAGUGGCGGGACAGUCAAGCCGGCCGAGCUCGUUCCGAAAGAGAUAACAACGGAUGAAAGAGAUAAACAGUAAUGGAUUUAACAUGGCGGACGAUACGCGUAAAGUGCGAGUUGAAGAAAGAUUGAAAAUAAAGAUUGGUGAAGCCAAAAAUUUACCAGGACGCAGCCAUGGCGGAUCUUGCCACCGGGACAUAUACUGCGUGCUGUCUCUUGAUCAAGAGGAAAUAUUCCGCACUUCCACUAUGGAACGGACUCUCAAUCCCUUUUUCGGAGAAGAGUUCCAGUUCGAGGUCCCCAGAAGAUUUCGAUACCUUUCAAUAUACGUGUUUGACCGUGACAAACAUCUUAAACAGGAUAAAGUGCUCGGCAAAGUUGCUAUCAAACGCGAAGAUCUCCACCUAUAUAAGAAAGACCACUGGUUCGCCUUGCGGCCAGUCGAUGCAGACUCAGAGGUGCAAGGCAAAGCGCAUAUCGAGCUGUCACUCGAAGACUCAAGAAAACGGCUCCGUAUGGAACCGAAGCCACCUGACCCCGCCGAUUACGAUAGCAACACGUCGAAGCUGAAAGGAAAUAACCUCGUUAGACUCUCCGAGUACUGCAAAGAGAGUAUGAAGUUCGGCUCGUGUUCAAGUUCGACGAGUAAGAAACUUCUAAGUUCCGCAGCGACGGAACCUUCUUUAGCUUUAUCACGUUCUGAAAGUCUGAAAGACAGAGCGCAAUGGGGGGGCAGAAAUAAACCUCCCAUGCAUGCUAUGUCCGAAUCGGACGCUUUACCCUCACCCACCGCCGCCGAUUACUGGUCGGAUCCGGAGCGACACUGUGCGGCUCGCGUCGGACCCGACACGCUUCGACUGAGAGUUCUCGAGUGUUCCGAACUCACCACUAAAAAUGGGCAGUGCGAUCCAUUCGCUCUCGUCACGUUGUUGUACUCGAAUGGACGAAAAGUUGAGAAACGCACUAAACCCAGAAAAAAGACUGUGAACCCUCAAUUCGAUGAUAUAUUUCGUUUUGAUCUCGUCAUGGACGCCGAUCCCAAAGACAAGGACAGCUCCCAAACGGCUGGCGUAGCAUGUGAGGCUAGGGUGUCCGUAUGGCACGACGCAGCGACACCGGUCUUCCUCGGAGAAGUGAGAUUACAACUACGGCAAACGGCGCCUUCUCCCCUCCGUGCUUGGUUCUUCUUAACGUCCCGCGCGGGAGGAGCAUUAUCUCGCGGUGCGACGCCCCCAGGGACGAGGUUAUCUGCUGGCAGUUCGACCCUCGGCUCGUUGAGGUUGCUACUCCAGUACACAGUUGAUCAUGUGUUCCCACUAGACCAUUACCGGAAGUUGGAGGAUCUGUUCCUGCGAAGUGUACAUCAGAAGCCAAUAACAGCGUCUGCGGUAUACAUUUUGGGAGAGAUAGUGUCAAGUAAGAAUGAUGCGGCGCAGCCCCUGGUGCGGCUGUUCACUCAUCAUGAUCUCAUUGUGCCCAUAGUUAAGGAGCUCGCGGACUCUGAGAUAUCUGCUCUCACUGACGCGACUACGAUAUUUCGUGGCAAUACUUUAGUGUCUAAGAUGAUGGACGAGACUAUGCGUCUUACUGGCGCGUCGUAUCUACGAGGGGUGCUUCGCCCCACGCUGGCCGCGGUAUUGGCAGAACGCCGCCCCUGUGAGAUCGACCCGGCACGGGUUAAGCCCUCCGCUGCUAUAUCUACCAAUUUGGCCAAUUUGAAAGACUACGUAGAGAGGGUAUUCUCAGCGAUAACGUCAUCGUACGAAUCGUGUCCGGCGGCGAUGUGUCGCCUUUUCGACGCUCUCCGUCAAUGUGCCGCGAGACAUUUCCCGCGGAACGCAGAGGUGCGAUACUCGGUCGUGUCGGGAUUCAUAUUCCUGAGAUUCUUCGCGCCCGCCAUACUAGGACCGAGACUGUUCGAUCUCACCACGGAACAGAUUGAUCCGCAGACGAAUCGGACGUUGACAUUGAUCUCUAAGACGAUCCAGUCUCUUGGUAACCUAGUGAGCAGUAGAUCGGCACAGCAGGUGUGCAAGGAGGAGUAUAUGGCUGAACUAUACCGCAGCUUCUGCACGCCCAGACAUGUGCAAGCAAUAAGACAGUUCCUCGAAAUAAUCUCCACCAGUACUGAAACUCAAAACAAUAACGUCCAAGAAACGCCAGUCUUACUCAAAGAAGGGUAAGUUUUAACAUUUUUUUAAAGUACAAAAAUUCAGAUCAAGGCUAUUUGUUAAAAUCUAAACAGUUUCUUUUAUCUGUUUGUGCUUCAUUUGGAUAUUGGAGAUAUGGGUAUGUAAUAUUAGUUAUCUUUGAAAUCUGAAUAAAUUAUUAUGGCAAAUAAUUAAGAAUAUAUAAUAGAGAUAAUGACUGGGUAAAAAAAGAGAUUCCAUUUAGUCCAUUAGUUAAAUAAUGGAAAAAU
Molecule: messenger RNA, 3363 nt
Organism: Diatraea saccharalis (sugarcane borer)
Lineage: Eukaryota; Metazoa; Arthropoda; Insecta; Lepidoptera; Crambidae
Source: the annotation of a GenBank genome assembly